AUGGAGCUCAAACUAUGGUAUAUUCCUGAUGAAGGCCUGAUGCGUUCAAACAUGACAAAACCAAUCAUGGAUCUGCAACAUCAUCGUCGGAGGGUAGGCUACAUUGAGUGGCAUCCAACAGCUGAAAAUAUUCUCCUGAGUGCUGGUUUUGAUAAUUUGAUUCUUGUUUGGCACAUAAGUAAAGGAGAGGUUGUGAGAACCAUUGAUUGUCAUCCUGAUUCAAUAUAUUCUAUGUCUUUCAACCGUGAUGGCAGCUUGCUGGCAACUACAUGUAAGGACAAGAGGUUGAGAAUUGUAGACCCUCGACAGGGGACUGUCCUUAAGGAGGGUCCUUGCCACCAGGGGUCCAAAUCAUUUAAAGCUGUGUUCUUAGGUGACACUGGACGUAUUUUUACAAGUGGCUUUUCUAAGUUUAGUGAUCGACAGUGGGCUGUGUGGUCACAGUAUGACUUGACUAGUCCGUUGAGGCUAGAAAAUAUUGAUUCUUCAUCUGGAGUCUUGUUUCCAUACUACGAUCAUGACACUAAGAUGGUUUAUCUUGCAGGAAAGGGUGAUGGGAACAUUCGUUAUUAUGAAAUUGUAGACGAAGCUCCCUGGUGUCAUUACCUCCAUCAGUUUUUAACUGGUUCUCCUCAGCGAGGCCUUGGCUUCAUGCCCAAGAGAGGACUUGAUGUGAUGCGAUGUGAAGUCUUCCGGUUUUAUAAGUUACAUGCUACAAAAGGAUUAUGUGAACCAAUAUCUAUGAUUGUUCCGAGAAAGUCUGAACAAUUUCAAGAUGACCUCUACCCUGACACGGCAGCACCCACUCCGGCUUUAACAGCGGAAGAAUGGCUUGAUGGUAAAAAUCGUAACCCUGUUCUCAUGACUUUAAAGACUGGUGCUGGAGCACGGACCAAUAAGCCAGUCUUGUACCACCAUGAGAAGCAGUUUUUGGUGACAGCUGACCGAAACAACGAAAGAAAGUUUCUUUUCAUUUCUCAAGAGAAUCGUGUUGAUUACCGAGAAACUUCUAACAUGAACAUCAAUGCUAUUAACAACAAUGCAACUUUGGAUAUCACGAAUCAGAACCAGGUCACAGAGAAGAAACAAAUACCAUGGCUUCAAGAUGAAGAGACAGCUAAUGGAGUUACAAUGUGUGAUAUUGUGUCCAGUGGUCAGUGUCCAGUGGCCACAUAUGUCACUCUGAAUGACAGUGCUAGUGAAAGUGACAGUGAAAGUGAUCCCGAGAUUGAACCUAAUGGACCACGAACGUUAGCAGUGUUGAAGAAGGCCUAUAAACAUCGUACAGCAGAAAUUAAGUCCUUGAAAAGGGACCUGGCAGCCAAAGAUGCCCAAAUACGAAAACUGGAAGAUCGGCUGGAGAAGCUGACGAUGAACGAUGAUGAAAUGUGAGGCUAAGGCACGUACAAAGCAAGUAAAUUCUGCCACCAUAUUUUUUCUUCAGUCACUAGUUGAUUCCACUUUUGCCAGUAAAAACCGAGUUGAUUUUAACUUCAAAGCAUAUCUCUGAUAUUUCUGCUUACGAUCUGGUACAGUUUUAUAUUGUACAAUUUUUCUGCCAUUUCUGAAUAUAAAAAAUGUAGUUAAAAUUAUGUGAUAGUGCUCUGUCACAGUCCUGAAGUUUUGUUUCAUGUAAGUUCAUAGAUUUCUACUUGUUUUAUAUCAGAUACACAUUGUGUGCACAUUUUUACCUGUUUUUUUCAUACUAAUGUAUGAUAAUUUCAUUCUUCAGUUCUUGUAUAUCUAGUGAUUUUAUGAAAGUUUAUGUUUCUCUGAAGUUUAAGUCGACAUAAAUAGUUUUGUAUCAGUAGAUUGUUCCUGUGAUUUUCAUGGUUAAGCAGAAAUUUGUACAAUCUACUUUUGAAGAACUGAUUUUACUCAGUACAUGAUUUAGUAAGAACAUCAUGUCACAACCACUGAGCUAGGUCAGGAACUGUUGCUCAAAUGUAAUAGAAGUUAGUAAAAUACAGUGGGUCUGAUAUUGCAAAUGUUUGUUUUCAAGUCAAUUUUAUGACAUAUUUCUUACAGAAUGUAAUUUUUCUAAGAUUCUGUAGCAGGUUAUUAAUUAAUUCCACUUUCUAAUAUUCUGAGAAAUAUUUUAGAAUCUACCCAAUAUUCAGAUUAAAGUUAGUUUUGGUUUUGUUUAACCUGACCUUAACUAUAUGAGAUCUCAUAAUAACACAAUUUGUGAUUGAAUAAUGAAACAAGUAAUCCAUGCUAUGAAAGGUGAGGGAGGUGGGCUAAUUUAGUUUUGUAAUGAAAAGUUCUAGAGAUAAAGAAACUAUGCAGGUAACUAAAUAGUUAUAAAUUAAUUUGAAAGAAGAUUCAAUAAAACAAGUAUCUAUUUAUCGAUAUUUAGCAAAUAAUCAAUUGUUUACUAACUCAAUUUACACCAGCAGAUGAGAUGAAAAGUAAAAAAAAUCACUCCUCAGUUUUCUGUUUUGGACUAUGUAUAUUUCAGUAUAUUCUCUGUGAUGUUAAAACACCUAAAUUAACACUUAAUGUACAUACAAAAACACCCAAUUACCUAAAGUUUAAAAAUGAUUGGAUAUUACUGGAAAACUACCCAUAGUUUAAGCUGUGCGUAACAAAUAAUGCUAGAAUCUGAUUCACUGCAGCUAAAUAAUUACUUGAAACAUUCUUUAUAUAAAAUAAUUUUUAACCACGGAUCUGAAUGAUUAGGAAAAGUGAAACUUUGUUAUUAUAUUUACCAUUUUAAUAUAAUCUCAUUAUAUGGGGAGUGUUUUACACUGGAACAUUCAAAACAAAGUCAGUGUUUAUUUAAAGUUUGAAAUAGUUAACAAUGAUGACAUCAUAAAUUUUAUUUCCAGUUCAAACAUUGUGUGACUGGGGGAAAUGUAAUGCUGAAUUGUUUAGUCCUUGUGUUUCUGUAAUCUAGUUUGUUAAAUCUUGGCCAAUGAAAGCCCACGUUUUUAAAGCACAUUUAUGUCUUUCAGUGCUACUGCUGAUCUCACCAUGUGUUAGUACAGCAGAAUCACUGAACCAGUUGUAUUCAGUUUAUUGUUCAGCUAGCAUUGUUUCAUUUUAUUGUUGAUAAGUUAAUAAGGAUUGAUCAGGUGGCAGUAGUGGUUGUUAAAAUAGUAUUGUUAAAACACUGAAAAUUUAGCAGGAGAAUAUGUGUUCAGUUACUUAUGAUAACAGUCAAGGUGAUAGGUGACACAACCACAUCUGUGUUUUAUGUUUGUUCUAAUAGGUUAUAAUUGACACAACCACAUCUGUGUUUUAUGUUUGUUCUAACAGGUGAUAGGUGACACAUCCAAAUCUGUGUUUUAUGUUUGUUCUAACAGGUGAUAGGUGACACAUCCAAAUCUGUGUUUUAUGUUUGUUCUAAAAAGUGAUAGGCUGACACAACCACAUCUGUGUUUUAAGUUUGUUCUAAUAGAUUAUAGCUGACACAACCACAUUCAUUGUACAUCCAACUUAGUCAGAUAAACAUAAUCACUGUACAACCAACUUAGUCAAAUAAACACAAUCACUGUACAACCAACUUAG
Molecule: messenger RNA, 3513 nt
Organism: Limulus polyphemus (Atlantic horseshoe crab)
Lineage: Eukaryota; Metazoa; Arthropoda; Merostomata; Xiphosura; Limulidae
Product: coronin-2B-like
Exons: 10
Coding region: 1-1392 (463 amino acids)
Biological process (GO): actin filament organization
Molecular function (GO): actin filament binding
Source: RefSeq, a predicted model, not a curated record